Messenger RNA from Anopheles darlingi, 1764 nucleotides. Its product is annotated as nuclear transcription factor Y subunit gamma-like. The coding region runs from base 122 to 1315 and encodes 397 amino acids. Gene Ontology annotation, biological process: regulation of DNA-templated transcription. The transcript is spliced from 2 exons. Gene Ontology annotation, molecular function: DNA binding; DNA-binding transcription activator activity, RNA polymerase II-specific; protein heterodimerization activity. Gene Ontology annotation, cellular component: nucleus; CCAAT-binding factor complex. The record is from RefSeq and is a predicted model, not a curated record. Lineage: Eukaryota; Metazoa; Arthropoda; Insecta; Diptera; Culicidae.
GUUGUUUAGUGGCGGAUGUUGUGUGCCCCUCGCAUCAUCAGGACGAACCAUCAGGAUAAUUUGUGGACGGUGUCGCCCCCCGCCCCUGCGCCGUAUCCGUACGGCACUCGGCAGCCCUUCGAUGGAAGGAGCACCUUCCCACAGCGAGAGCGCGCCACCGGGCAACAAGGAGAAGUUGAGUGAAUCGCAGCGCAAAAUCCAAAACUUCUGGCCAACCGUAACGCGUGAGAUGCAGCAGCUACGGCAAGUGGAACCGGGCAACCAGCUGCUGCCCCUGGCCCGCAUCAAGAAGAUCAUGAAGCUGGACGAAGACGUGAAGAUGAUCUCGUCCGAUGCGCCGCUGCUGUUCGCCAAGGCGAUCGAAAUCUUCAUCCACGAGCUGACGCUGCGCGCUUGGCUACACACCGAACAAAACAAGCGCCGGACGCUGCAGAGAAGUGACAUCGCGAUGGCCAUCACCAAGUACGAUCAGUUUGAUUUUCUGAUCGAUAUCGUACCACGGGAAGAGAUCAAGCUGACGAAGCGUAGUUAUGACGUGCGCGUAAGCCCCAGCGGUGGCAUCGAGAACGUACAGUACUAUCUUCAGCUUGCCCAGCAGCAUCAGCAAGUACUCACCCAACAGCAAGAGCAGCAGCCUGAACACCAGAACCAGGAGCAACACCAGGAAGCAAACCAGGAGCAACAAUCGCAGCAGCAGCAGCAAGUGGUCACUGUGGGGAGUGUUGCAGCGACACCGGUGAAGGCUGUGGCCAUGCCAGCGGUGAUAGGCUUAAAUUCAGUGACGAGCACAACGGCGGCUCCGAAAACGAUCACCACCGCAACCGCCUCAGCUGCAGCAUUCCCAGCAAACACAGCAAACACGAUCGUGCAGCUCAAGCAGGCGAAUCUUCAACAAACCUCAAAGCAGCAAAAACCUUUGCAGGGUCUGCAGGCAAUCAGUUUCCUGAACACGAGUGCAGUGGCUGGUAGCAGUGGCAGCAGCAGUGGCAGCACUACCAGCACGGCAGCCACCAUACCAACUAUUAACCAGCCAUUGCAGCUCGUUCAACAUUUCCUUACGCCUACGGGCGAGAUCACGCAGAUACCGAUCACUAUACCACAGAACCAGCUGAAUUUUAUUCGGACGGCGGUGCCCAUGGCAGGUGCGACUGGUGCAACCGGGACCGCGAGCGUACAGCCGAUAUUCCUUCCCGCUGCUGCCGCCCUACAAACACCUACCUUCAUACAUACGCCACCAGGCUGCAUGUACUUCAGUGCGAGUCAACUGCAACAAUUCCAGCAGCAGCAGCAACAACAGCAACAGCAACGAGAUUAGAAAGUACGUCCCCAAUCGUCCGGUAUGGCUCUAGUAAGAUAAUUUUUUAGGAGUAUCCGUAAACCCUGUGCCACACGAUCCGUAAACCUCGCGUAAUCUCUUUGGAGCGUUCCGGAUCACCUUGCUCACUACACAUACAAAUGUAGCCUAACAACAAAUCCUUACCAGGUCACAGAAAAGAUAUGGAAUCUUUUCUUGGCAAAAAUAACCCAAUACGUACAUCUCAACUUAUUUGCAUAGUUUUUACUCUGCCAUUGACCGAAGGUAUAUGCAACCGGAUCUGCUAACGAUAACAGACCCGUCGCCAGAACAAUUGCGUGCCUGGUAAACAAAAACAAUAUGCAACCGGGUGUGCAUACAUUUUGUCAUACGGGGGGGUGGGUACUGAGAAUAAUAUACCGAAGCGGUACUAGCGAAGAAUAAUACCGAAGCGGUUGAGAUGUAGCUAU